This is a messenger RNA of Truncatella angustata, 2184 nucleotides long. RefSeq names its product histone acetylation protein-domain-containing protein. The transcript has a single exon. Gene Ontology annotation, molecular function: histone H3K56 acetyltransferase activity. Gene Ontology annotation, biological process: DNA damage response. The record is from RefSeq and is a predicted model, not a curated record. Lineage: Eukaryota; Fungi; Ascomycota; Sordariomycetes; Amphisphaeriales; Sporocadaceae. The coding region runs from base 258 to 2015 and encodes 585 amino acids. Gene Ontology annotation, cellular component: nucleus.
ACUUCUUCCAUGCGCGGUCCACAGAUUGGUUGCUGUAGUCUAAUGUACAACCGUGACUGGACUGUACUGGUAACCCCGUGAUUGAUUCGUCGGUGAAUCUUCACAGCAACUGGGGCGGUUUUUUCUUUCUUUCUUUGUCUUGUUUGUCGUCAAGUAAACGUUGUUUGUUCAACCAUAACAUAACCAUGGUUUGAGGCCAACAACACGUCUGUCUGUCUGUCCGUCAAGUAUGGCUCUUCUUCCAUGUUCAUCAUACAAUGGCGACCCAUAAGUGUUCACUCGAGGCCGGCGCAAACUCCCUCGUCGACGAGUUGGCCCAAGUUCUCCCCAAGGACACACACUUCACUGCCCACCAUCUGUCGACACCCCCAACGAUCACUGAGCCACUAUGCUACCCUCCUGCAUAUCCAACAAAUUCAAAUGGCGAGGCGAGAGCUAGGAAGCCACUCAAGACUUACUGCGAAAAACAUUUCCUGGCCAUUUCAAUUCAUGCGCCUGCGUCAAAGGCGCAGGUCCUGGCCUUUGCCCUUGAGUUAUACAUAUACACCACGGCUCAUUCGAGUAUCCUCUUUGUCGCAAAGGCCGAUUCCACUGGCUAUCUGGGCCUUUUAUCACUGCCGAGAGGGACACCAUCACCAACACGACAAGUUACCACGGCCUUCAUCUCACAUCUUGUCGCCAGCCGAACCCGCAAGGGUACACAGUUCGUGGUCAAUCUAUUUGCCAGGUCGCAAUCUCAAUAUCUAUUCCCAGGCAGUGUCAAGAACAAGGGGAAACAUAUCCUCGACGACAGGGGACUAGUCAAAUGGUGGUGUCGGGUUUUGAACCCGUUACUGGAGAAUGGACAGGACGGAGAAACAGGGCAGAAGAGCUGGGACAAGAUUCACGCAUACCUAGUAAUUCCUGGACUGGAUGAGCAUGAGACCCGAGCCUUUCUGCCUCGCACCGUUGAUGCAUCGAAACAUUGGACCCUGGGCCAUCCACUAGAGCGCAUAUCGCCGUACAUAUCAGACCCUGUGACAUAUGGAAAAACUAUACCAGUACGGUGUCUUAUACCUACAUACCCAGACGAUCCCAAAGCCCGUUUCGUCGAGGAGCUAGAGGAAUCUACUUCAGCAAGGGCCAAACUUGCUGGAGGUUGGAAGAGUCCGACGACGCUGGAUCAGUUCUGGGAAAUGAUGGCUUUUCGACAAGAAUGCUCCAGUGGAAGAAUGACCGGGUUCACCUGGCUUGUCUUUGACCCGCCUUCGUCAAGCCAGCGCUCUGCCGCAACAGUGGGAGCAGUUCGUAGUAGUACAGCGGCUUUCAUUCAGAGCCCCAAUGUCUCCUUUAAUGCGGCGUCGGACUCAACCGUGGCACCUCGACUCCUGACGCCAGAACCCAGCCAGGGACAGCUCGAGUCAAUCUCUACGCGACUAUCUUCACAAGCCACACCAGCGAGGUCGAGGCUCCGCCAGCUGAAAAAGAAAAAGACUCUCAAAGGACGUAUCAUUUCUCGUCAGCCAAAAGUCAAGACACAGCAACGCGCUCAUUUCCCGAAAGAGACAAAGACUGCGUACUACUACUGGCCCGAAGAGGGACGGGGCCAGGUCGUUCUUGACGAUUCUGGAUAUAAUCGUGCAGUCGAGCUUCUAUUGAACCUAGAAUUCAGCACCCUGGAGCAAGCAACAACGAGCUCUGCUCGAUGGACCAAGGAAGUCAAUUUUGGAAAGGACUGGGGCCUCCAGGUUUUUGGACGACGCGAGCUUCCGGUUCAACCCAUGUUUGGCAGCGCAGGUAGGGCCGUAAACGACCUCUCUAGCAUCAUUAAGAAGAAGCGACCUGCACCAGGCGCUACUGACACCUCUGGGAACCCUGUUGGUGAUCUCGGCGGUCCAAAUGUGUUGAGCGCUGGCCUUGUUCGAAAGAAAGCGAAGACAACUUCUGAUACGUCAGUGCCCUCGCCAGUUGUCGAAGCUACCCAGGCCAACCUGCUUGGAGCUGGCUUGAUCAGAAAGAAGCCGAAGCCAGCGUGAGCUUAUAGGCUGCUUUUCGCUGGACAAGAGAGUACUUUGACUUUGGGAAUUUGAUUUACAGCAUUAGGCGUUUACGGUUCUUGAAGGGCCAUCCAGAACACUUGAAAGGACUUGAAACGGCUCAAAUAGCGGGUUUGAACUGUGAACUGGCGAAUCUUUGAAUAUAUAC